AACACUCUUCGAUAGUCUCACCACCUAAAUCUAAUUACCGGGAGCUAUUAAUUAGGUAGAAAUCGCCCAGGGAGUGUCAAUAAUGUCGGCUCGAAUUACAAUUAUGGAACAGUUUCCCCAAGUUUCUCGUCAUUUUCCUAAAUUGACGUUCACAUUUAAAUGUAGAAGGGAUUUCGCCCUUUCAGCAGACACAUUCUAUAGAUAGAAUGUAAGAUGCUGUGGUAGUUUAAUUGCCUGAAUAUGUAGAGAGCUGGGUUUACAGUAUUGUCUCUUUUUUUGUCGCCAACGGCUCUUUUGUCAUCAGCAUUAUUUAUCUGGUCAACAGUGGGCUUUGUCUUUGCAAAUGGCCCCCAUCAUGCCGUCUAUACUGGAGACAAUUAGCUGAUGCUAACCUGUGGGUACUAUGCUAAUAGUGCGCCUUGCCUUGUUGGGGCCCAAUGUGUGUGCGCAUUUUAACGACAAUGUUUUUGUUCUCGAAGAAGGCGUGCUGAAAUGAUGGGAUGUUUUUGGUGCUGGUGGGAUGUGGUGGUGAUGGUGUGUGUGUGUGUGUGUGUGAGGGGUGGGGGUAGUAGGUGGCGCAAACGUUUGUAAGACAGACAGAGGAUCCUCAGUCCACAAGGACAGCUGGGGGUCUCCGAUCUGCUUUAAGAGCGCUGGCGGUGCAGGACGACGCUCAUUUUUUAAAUUCACCUCGCUGCGUAAAGAGCGCGUAACGCCUCCAACGAAUAACCAAGGACUUAUCAUUUAACCAAAACCACACUCUCUCUUUUUCCUGUUGUGUUCUGUUCAGGUUCCGGUAGAAGAAUUGAGAAGAAUCCAACACUUGAGGACUAAACUAAAAAGGGUACUUUUCAACGCCUUUUUGUUUUCAAAAUUCUCUGCAACUUUGCCCUUCGAUCGGAGGCUAGAAUGAUGUCUUAUCUGAAGCAGCCGCAGUACACAGUCAACGGCCUGAGUUUGUCUGCCUCCGGAAUGGACCUGCUCCAUCCGUCCAUCGGCUAUCCAGGCGCCCCUCGUAAACAGAGGCGCGAGAGGACGACCUUUACGCGCGCCCAGCUGGACAUUCUGGAGAACUUGUUCGCCAAGACCCGCUACCCAGAUAUCUUUAUGCGCGAGGAGGUGGCCCUGAAGAUCAAUUUACCUGAGUCUCGUGUUCAGGUAUGGUUUAAAAACCGAAGGGCAAAGUGUCGCCAGCAGGCACAACAGUCCCAGAGCGGCGCGCAGAGCAAGACCAAACCCGUCAAAAAGAGAAGUUCCCCAAUGAGAGAAGCCAGCUCCGAGAGCGGUGCCAGCGGACAGUUCACACCGCCUCCCAGCACCUCAAAUCCGCUCGUAAGCAGCAGUACUGCCCCGGUGUCCAUCUGGAGCCCGGCCUCCAUCUCCCCGCUGUCUGACCCACUCUCUACCUCCUCCUCCUCUUGUAUGCAACGGUCCUACCCGAUGACCUACACCCAGGCGUCCGGAUACAGCCAAGGCUACACCGGAUCCUCAUCGUAUUUCAGCGGGAUGGACUGCGGAUCUUACUUGGCGCCUAUGCACCACCAGCUCUCCGCGGCGGGCUCCACCAUGAGCCCCAUGGGCAGCAACGGGGUCUCCAGCCACCUGAGCCCGCCUUCGUCCCUCUCCACGCCAGGGUAUGGGGCAGCGGGACUGAGCUUCAGUGGUCCCACAGACUGCCUGGAUUACAAGGACCAGGCCGCGGCCUGGAAACUCAACUUCAACACGGACUGUUUGGAUUACAAAGACCAGUCCUCGUGGAAAUUUCAGGUGUUGUGAGAAGAAUGAGUGAGUGACAUUAUAUUUUCACAAUGUGGUGAAAUAAACGUCAGUCAAUCCGGUGGGCCAGAUAGGUUGGCAGGGAAUGAGUCGGCGAAAGGCAUCGUUUUCCAAUGGCUGGUCCUGGGCAUCAAACUAUUACCCCGAACAGCAGCAGUGAGAGGAGAGGAGCUGCCGCUUCGUCUCUCUGACAGCGUAACAACUGCUGAGUUAACUUAUUGAAAAUUCAGUGAACUCUCUUUAACUUUGAUCAAGGACAUGGAACAAAAGUGUUGCCCAAGAAGAAAAUGAUCAAGAGAAGCUGCAACCCUUGGCUAAGCGCGUGGAAUGGGUCAGCUUUCCAUAAGCUUCUUACGACUCCCCGAUCCUCUCCUCUUGGUUGGCAAACUAAAGGGGCCCUUUGAUCAAAGCAUUGUGUGCGUGUGUGCGUGCGUGUGCGCGCCUGUGAGGCGAACCUGGAUGCACUAUUUAAUUUAUGAAAAAUGUUUAUAAGACACUAGUUCCAACAGACAAUCAACCAGUAUGCGUGUGCUCAUAAAUGUCCCCUAAGUGUUUUGGCAUUUUCUAUUUGUGUUAGCUUUUUGAGACUGUGAUUCCUUGUACCCGUAUGCAAUUCCGAGUUUCGCAUCUGCGAUCACCCAGCUGUGAAUUGAAUAGUUUUUUAAAUGUUUAAUUAAGUAUGAUAAAUUAUUACGAUGAAAUAUUAGUUGAAAUAGGGAGUUUUCAAACAGUGUGAGUGGCCGAGUCAAUGAGCAGCAAAGUUGCCUGAAACAUCAGUGUCCGUCAAUGACCAAAUACAGCUCAAUGUUGUUAUGCCAAACUGCUAUGAAAAGGCUAAACACAAAAAUAAAGAACGUUUGAACUGA
Salvelinus fontinalis (brook trout) is the source of this 2642-nucleotide messenger RNA. RefSeq names its product homeobox protein OTX2-like. The coding region runs from base 910 to 1776 and encodes 288 amino acids. Gene Ontology annotation, cellular component: nucleus. NCBI's taxonomy places the organism in Eukaryota, Metazoa, Chordata, Actinopteri, Salmoniformes, Salmonidae. Gene Ontology annotation, molecular function: RNA polymerase II cis-regulatory region sequence-specific DNA binding; DNA-binding transcription factor activity, RNA polymerase II-specific. The record is from RefSeq and is a predicted model, not a curated record. The transcript is spliced from 3 exons. Gene Ontology annotation, biological process: multicellular organism development; regulation of transcription by RNA polymerase II.